Molecule: messenger RNA, 702 nt
Organism: Aethina tumida (small hive beetle)
Lineage: Eukaryota; Metazoa; Arthropoda; Insecta; Coleoptera; Nitidulidae
Product: RNA-binding protein 12-like
Exons: 3
Coding region: 1-465 (154 amino acids)
Source: RefSeq, a predicted model, not a curated record
AUGAACGCUUUGUCUAAGACGAAAAAUACCUUUCAGAUCGUCACUCUGUUCGCAAUUGUCGCCGCAGCUUCUGCCGCCCCAUCCGGCAUCGGUCUCGGUCACGGAGCCCUUUUGGCCGGACCGGUAAACCACGGAGCCGUUUUGGCCGGACCUAUCAAUCCCGGAGCUGUCCUCGCCGGACCCGUCAAUCACGGGGCCACCCUCGUAGGUCCCGUGCACCAAGGAGCCGCCCUCGCCGGACCAGUUCACCAAGGAGCCACACUCGUCGGUCCCGUUCACCAAGGAGCUGCGCUUGUCGGGCCAGUACAUCAUGGCGCCGCUCUCGCCGGCCCGGUACAUCAUGGUGCCGCUUUGGUCGCACCAGUUCAUCAUGGGGCUGCCUUGGUAGGACCCGUGCAUCAUGGAGCAGUUCUCGGCGGUGCCAUCCAUGGUGGAGUUUGGGGCCAUGGUGUUCAUGGUUGGUAAAUGAUUUAAUUAAUCAUUUCAAAAGUUCCGUAAGUUUUUUGGUAACAAGUUAGUUAAUAUAAAAUAUUCCACAUAUAUUGUGUGAAAUUUUUGUUUCUACUUUUUACAAUACAACUUACCUUAAGGAAAACCUACUAUACUUUCUGCCUCUGUCUUAGGAUUAUGAUUUGUAUAUUUUGUAUAUUUAUAAAAAUUAAUGACUGCAACCCUAAAGUGUUCAAUAAAUGAUUUAUUAAA